UACGUGCCGUCGCCGCUUCCUACGUAUCUUAUAAACAUACGAACAUAAAUAAGUUAAAAAAAAUAUACGUCCACUGAACAUAUCAGACUGAGUUGAGAGCUUGUACGCACAACACCGCAAAAUGAGAAAAAACAACUGCUGUGUUAAUUUCUGUGUCGGUAUGGUGAUUUUCCUGGAUAUAGUUGGUGGUCUGGUGAAAUUUAUCGAAACAUUAAUUAACGCCACGAAAAUGGAGGGUGGAGAAAUCGCCGUUCAGUUAGUCGCUAGUUUCAUACUACUCGUCAGCGGAAUCUUCUUACUAAUCGGUGCAAUAAAGCGCAAACCAAAAUUCGUUUACGCCCAUAUCGUUAUCAUGGUUACUUGUCUGAUUCUAGCCGUGAUCGGUUUCGUGAUCAUGAUCUUUAUUCUGGCGUCCAGCCCAAAUGGAGCCGUUUUAAUGCUUAUCCUAGCAGGGGUAUAUAUUUUGCGGGCUGGUUUAGAAUACACUGUGUAUAUGUUUUAUAAAAACAUGAAACAUGAACUGGUCGACGUGUCCAAAGUUUAAAAAUUCAAAGUUCUCACUUAAGUCUGUAAAAGUCUCAGUGUGUAAGUUAACAUUGUCGCUAACUAAUACAGUUCUGACACAGA
Molecule: messenger RNA, 627 nt
Organism: Zophobas morio
Lineage: Eukaryota; Metazoa; Arthropoda; Insecta; Coleoptera; Tenebrionidae
Exons: 3
Coding region: 122-544 (140 amino acids)
Source: RefSeq, a predicted model, not a curated record